AUGGACUCCUGCCCAACGCUGGCCCUCCUGGAGCGCGAUGCCACUGCUCCAAUGGCCAGAAACGUGGCGAUCCCACCAUACAACACACUGAACCACCUCUGGUCCUGCACCGUCUUCACCAUCAUCGCGAUGUUUGGACCCAUUCUUGCAGCCUCAGUAGUUCAGGGGGGACCCCGCGGGGCGCGUCCUGGGAGUGGGGUGCGGAGUGCAGAGGGCGGCGCUGGCCGGUGGUGGCCCCCAGAGCCGGACGACUGGGGCCUGCGCUGCCCCUCGCUGCCCCUCGCUACCCCUCGCUGCCCCUCUCUGCCUCUCGCCUCUCGCUGCCUCUCGCUGCCCCUGUGCUCCCGGCUUGAGGGCGUCCUCGAGCGGGGGACCCUGGAGAGGGAGGGCGCGGGACGGAGCCGGCGGAGCGCUGUGCCCGGGGAGGCUCGGGGGCGCCCCCGGGUGUUGCUGCGCUCGCUCGCGGUUGCAGAAAAGGGAAAAGGUCUGUUCUCGGAGCUGAAGGUGGCUGUGCCCUGGGGCCACAUUGCUGCCAAAGCCUGGGGUUCCCUGAAAGGCCCCCCGGUUCUCUGCCUGCACGGCUGGCUGGACAACGCCAACUCCUUUGACAGACUCAUCCCCCUUCUCCCUCAAGAUUUCUACUACGUGGCCAUGGAUUGGGUGGGCCACGGGCUGUCAUCCCACCGGAGCCCUGGCCUCCCGUAUUACGGCCAAGACUUUGUGGCUGAUAUCCGGAGAGUGGCAGCAGCCUUGAAGUGGAAUCGCUUUUCCCUCAUGGGCCACAGCUUCGGUGGCACCAUGGGCGGGAUGUUCUCCUGUGUCUUCCCUGAGAUGGUGGAGAAGCUGGUCCUGAUCGACUCUCUGCCCCUCGUCCUGGACUGCCACGAAAAGGAGAACAUGCUGAACUACAAGCGGAAAGUCAUCGAGCACGUGCUGCGGCUGGAGGUCUCGGGGAAGCCCCCGAAGGUGCUCAGUCCUGAGGAGAUGCUGCAGGGGCUCCUGAGGAACAACACCCACAUGAGCGAGGAGUGUGGGAGACUCCUCCUGCAGAGAGGAAGCACCCCAGUGGGCACAGGUGUGAUGCUGAACAGAGACCGAAGGCUCACCCUGCCGGAGCUGUGCUUGGACUUCAUCAGCAAGGACCUGUUCCUGCACUACAUCCAGAAGCUACAGGCCCGCGUCCUGCUGCUCAAAGCGUGCCAGGGGUACAGGAACCCCAGGAGGACGGACAGCAGCCACGAAGCCCUGAUUUUCGUCCUCAGCACACUGCAGUCUGUCCUCCGAGAGCAGUACCAGUUCGUGGAAGUCCCUGGCAACCACUAUGUCCACAUGAUUGAGCCCCAUCAAGUGGCGAAGCUCAUCAGCACCUUUCUACAGAGCGAGGGGGCCUCGGUCAGUGCGUAG
Molecule: messenger RNA, 1404 nt
Organism: Elephantulus edwardii (Cape elephant shrew)
Lineage: Eukaryota; Metazoa; Chordata; Mammalia; Macroscelidea; Macroscelididae
Gene: SERHL2
Product: serine hydrolase-like 2
Exons: 15
Coding region: 1-1404 (467 amino acids)
Source: RefSeq, a predicted model, not a curated record